Molecule: messenger RNA, 651 nt
Organism: Linepithema humile (Argentine ant)
Lineage: Eukaryota; Metazoa; Arthropoda; Insecta; Hymenoptera; Formicidae
Gene: mRpS24
Product: mitochondrial ribosomal protein S24
Biological process (GO): translation
Cellular component (GO): mitochondrion
Source: RefSeq, a predicted model, not a curated record
GCGGCAUUAAGUCUCAGUUUUGUUGUGCUUGUUGUUGCUUGUGAUAUCGUCGAACGGAGUUUACAAAUUGUUUUACAACCGAUUGGAAAUUGAAAUAGCGAAAUGGUUUUAUUAAAAUAUACGAAAAAUGUAUUGCCAAUUGUUCAACGAACUUUUAUGCAAAGGCAUUUUCAUACAAGCACAGUCAUUAACAGAUCACAGUCUGGAAAGUAUAAAGUUACGAUUAAUAGAGACAAGCCAUUGACAUAUGAAAUGGCAAAUCCACCUCAUUAUAUUGCUCAUAGAAAAUCCUGGAACGCAUGGAACACAUCGAAUAUUAAGGAUGGCAAUAGACCAGCUGAGACAGCCGUAGAAGAUAUGUUCAUUCGACAAUUCAUGAGAGGAACCUGGCACAAUUUAUUUGCGAGUGAAAUUAUUAUUAAGCGGCAGCAUAACAUUAUUAGGAUAAGUGGAAUUAUAACUCGUACUAUUGUACCUUAUAAGAUAUAUUUCUUAACUGGCUAUACGGAGGAACUCCUGAGUUACUGGCUGCAGUGCCCUAUUAAAGUGGAAUUGGUCACAACCAAUAGUAAACAAGAUGUAAUAUUUAAAUAUAUAUAAGAGCUUGAUAUAUGUAUAACAAAUUAGAUUUCACUUGUAUAAUAAUUUCCA